Messenger RNA from Anoplopoma fimbria (sablefish), 3009 nucleotides. RefSeq names its product protein associated with LIN7 1, MAGUK p55 family member b (gene pals1b). Lineage: Eukaryota; Metazoa; Chordata; Actinopteri; Perciformes; Anoplopomatidae. Gene Ontology annotation, biological process: protein localization to plasma membrane; establishment or maintenance of epithelial cell apical/basal polarity; establishment or maintenance of polarity of embryonic epithelium. Gene Ontology annotation, molecular function: protein binding. The transcript has 14 exons. The record is from RefSeq and is a predicted model, not a curated record. Gene Ontology annotation, cellular component: adherens junction; plasma membrane. Bases 278 to 2218 code for a protein of 646 amino acids.
CCUGUAAGGACCGGGGAGGAGCGUGAGCCUGUACCUGACCGUUCGUGUGUCUAUCAAACACACAUUAUCAGAUGUUUGGGAUUAUGAAUGAAUAACCACUUCUUCCAUAAACCCAUUCAGCUUCCCGUACUUGGAGUGGAUGACAGAUCACAGAAAGAACAUAAAGGACAUCCUCCGCCGGCUUGCUAUGGCCUCUGUUUUGAGCAGUGCCUCAUAUUACUCAAGCAGAUCUCAGUAAACACUGUGGUGGUUUGAGCUGUAUGCUGCUGCAUCAGGGAUGAUCAUGUCCCAUAUGAACGGUUAUGUGCAAGAGGCCUCUGGUCAGGCCAUCAGCCACAGGGAGAGGGCAGUGGACUGUCCAGGGGACGACAGUGGCCUCAUCAAAUCUCCACACUGCAGUGCCCACAUGGAGAGGAUCCAGCACUACCAGGAGGAGCUCAAGAAGAGGAGAGAGGAGGACAGCAGGGGGAAGCAUGACAUCGACCCCAACGCUUCACUGAGGCUCAAGAAGCUGGCACAGAACCCCAAGGUGGGCAUUGACAAUCCCACCUUUGAGGGAAAGGAAAAGGCCACCAAAGACACAUUCUCCCAGGAUCCUGUAGCCGAUAUGGUGGAGCUGCUGCAGGCUCUGAAGUGGGCAAAGCACUGCCUGGCUGAUGCACAAAGCCAGGAGGAUGUGGAGCUGAUAAUGCAGCUCCUUGCCAAGGAGGACUUCAAGAAUGCCUACACCAUCUACAGUGCUGUCUCCGAGCAGAUGACCAGAGUCAUUCCCACCUCACCCCUCACAUCACAAGCAGAGGACCUCUGCCAGGAGGUCCAGAAGAUUCUCCAGUCGAGCCAACAUAAGGAGGGUUUGGAGCUCAAGGUUCUGCUCACCAAACCUCAUCUCCAGGCUCAUGACAGUGUGGCAGGGCAGGAAAUGGAAGAAGACAAUUUGACCCAGUACAUUGGAGAGACAGUUAAGCUGGUGCGGCUGGAAAAGGCCCGUGACACUCCACUGGGUGCAACAGUACGUAAUGACAUGGACAGUGUGUUGGUGAGUCGGGUGGUGAAAGGUGGAGCAGCAGAGAAGAGCGGCCUUCUCAGUGAGGGAGACGAGAUCCUGGAGAUCAACGGGGUAUCUAUUCGUGGGAAACACGUCAAUGAAGUCCACGACUUACUGCAACAAAUGCAAGGCACUCUGACAUUCCUCCUCAUCCCGAGCUCUCAGAUUAAACCUGCUCCACACAGACAGACUGUGAUGCACGUACGAGCUUACUUUGACUACGACCCCUCCGAUGACCCCUUCGUGCCAUGUCGGGAGCUGGGCCUGUCCUUCCAGAAGGGAGACAUCCUCCAUGUCAUCAGCCAGGACGACCCCAACUGGUGGCAGGCCUACAGGGACGGAGAUGAGGACAACCAGCCUCUGGCUGGACUCAUUCCAGGAAAAAGCUUCCAGCAACAGAGAGAGACCUUGAAGAAAACUAUAACAGACAGGAGUCGAGAGCACCAAGGGAGGCUUUGGUAUGCAAAGAAAAGCAAGAGACAGAAGAAGAAGAGCCCGUCUACCUUGAGCAGAGACUUUGACUACGAUGACAUCCUGACCUAUGAGGAGAUGUCACUCUAUCACCAGCCUGCCAAUCGUAAACGCCCCAUUGGUCUAAUCGGUCCCACAAACAGCGGUCACGAUGAGCUGCGUCGAAGACUUCUGUCCAUCGAACCGGAAAAGUUUGCUGUUGCUGUUCCACACACAACCAGAAACUCAAGGAUACAUGAGCGGAAUGGGCGCGAGUACCAUUUUGUGAGUCGGCCUGCCUUUGACACCGACUUAGCGGCAGGGAAAUUCAUUGAGUCGGGGGAAUAUGAGAAGAACUUUUACGGCACCAGCACCGACUCAGUUCGACACGUCAUCAACUCUGGACGCAUCUGUUUGCUCUGCCUCCACACCAGGUCACUGCAGGUAUUCAGGUCCUCCAACCUCAAGCCCUAUGUCAUCUUCAUCGCUCCUCCUUCUCAGGAACGUCUACGCACCCUGCUGGCCGCAGAGGGGAAAACACCAAAGCCCGAAGAGCUAAAGGAGGUUAUUGAAAAGGCCCGCGAGAUGGAGCACAAUUUCGGCCACUUCUUUGACGCAACCAUCGUGAACAUGGAUCCAGAGCAGGCAUUCCACGAGCUGCGCAGGCUGAUAGACAAGCUGGACACUGAACCGCAGUGGGUGCCCACCUCUUGGCUGUGCUAGAGGUCACAGGGUGUGACUGCAGGUAGCCACAGGGUUGAAGGAGUCAAACAUAAAUUAAUGUUCCUGGUGAUUGAAAAAUGAAGGAUGGACAGUGCUGAUUGUGUUUGGAUAUUCACAUGCACAUUCUCCUCGUUUGUAGAAGAGGUGAUCUUUACGGCAUGUUGCAGGGAUGGACUCUUUCUCACUUUUCAUUAACUUGUUGUUGGUGUCUUUGUGGUUUUUUUCUGUUUGUUUAUUGUUGAUCUCAGUUUUAUGCAAAGUCAUUUAUCAAACACAUAGAAAUGUUUCUAUCCUAUUCUGAAUAGUUAUUUAUAAUUGUAAAUAUAUAUAUUUUCUAGCCAAAAGGAUAAAAUAUUUUAUCGAUUUUUCUGUGCGUGUGAUAUACAACUGUCACACUCAACUUGAAGAGUGUGACUGUCACAAUUUUGAAAUAGCUUCUUGAUAAAGCAGUAAACCAAAAGCUGUUUGGGUACGAAUUAGAAGAAUUAGUGACUGCUGUGUAACGUCUUCCAUUCAGUAACACGGAUGCAAAAUACUGCUGUAACCUGCACAGUUUUGAGGUACUUCCUCUACACCAGUGUCAGUAUUAUGUUUUGUAGUUUCAUGUCUCAUUUAUGCGGUGAUAACAGACCUCAAAUCUAAGAUAUUGUCUGUAGCUGAGAAUUUCAUAUUGCAAAGUACUCCUGUAAUAAUUUCCUUAUUGGUUAGUGUAACUCCAACAAAUACAGUAUUGCGUCUUUGCAGAGAACUUCUUGAAUGAUAAGCACAAUUCUGGAAAAGUGUUAAUAAAA